Molecule: messenger RNA, 3834 nt
Organism: Sabethes cyaneus
Lineage: Eukaryota; Metazoa; Arthropoda; Insecta; Diptera; Culicidae
Product: homeotic protein spalt-major
Exons: 5
Coding region: 1-3834 (1277 amino acids)
Biological process (GO): regulation of transcription by RNA polymerase II
Cellular component (GO): nucleus
Molecular function (GO): DNA-binding transcription factor activity, RNA polymerase II-specific; RNA polymerase II cis-regulatory region sequence-specific DNA binding
Source: RefSeq, a predicted model, not a curated record
AUGAUCCAGAUCGAUUCUGUUGGAUAUCCUAAAGUGAAAAAUGAUUCGGGUGCUGAAGGUGAAUUUAUGUUUAUAUAUGAUCGUAUUUAUAAGACCUCGCAUGCCGACGAUUUGACGGAAAAUGAUUGUAUUGAUAUUGACUGUACAAUCACAAGACCAUCUGUGAAAUUGUUAUCGAAAAUGUCGGAAGAGAACGAUAACGGCAGACGAGAAAAUUUGAAUGAUCAUCACCACCUUGCAGUACAUCAUCAACAUCAUGAUCGUGAUCGUGUUGAGCCUGGACAUAACGAGGAUAACUUAAGCGACGAAGAAACUGUUGAUGAAGACCCCGGCCGACACGAGGAUACUGCGGGUAAUCAAAAGGUGGAUUACGAAGAUCACAGUUUCAGACCUCACAGAAUGGCAGAAGAUCAGUCAAGUUCUAGUAUGGCUGGCUCUACGGCGGCUGCAGUAGCACUUGCUGCCGCUACAGCUGCAGCGGCAGCGGCUGCGGCGAAGAGCCCUACUGCCGCACCAAGUUUACAAAACGAAUUCAAUCCCGCCGCCUUCUUUCCACCACCAGGACAAAUGUCGAUACAAGCCUUUCAGAAUGCGAUAGCUCAAUUCACUGCUAAUGCGUUGGCCAACAAUAUGGAUAAUGACACAGUAGUGAAAAAUCUCGCAAUACUGCAAUCGGCACUAUUUACCCUUCAGCAGCAACAGUUUCUGCAGUUUCAAUUAAUCCAGCACCUGCAAUCUCAGCUUGUUAAAAAGCAUACAACUAAGGAUGAACCACCCAAUGAUUCCUGCAAUAGUUCCAUAUUCCACCACGUUAGCAAUAAUAAUAAUAACAACAACCAUAGCAAAAGGAAUGAGCCGCAAGAUUUACGGAAGCAGGAACGACCGGAAGAAGAUGACGAAAUUGAAGAGGAAGGAAUAGAAGACGCAUACAGUAAGAGCUACCAAAUGGCGAAUAUAAUGGCGGCCGCAGCCGCUGCUACUGCAGAGAAUCGUCCCGUUGUUCAUCCGGUUCCUGAAGAAGACCUAAGGAAAUCAAAGGUUUCUGAAUCGUUCGUCGAUAAGCGACCUACUUUAGAGCCUUCAAGUAUGCUACCGGCAACCACGGUACCGUCUAGUGCAAGUUCAUGCCUUACCACCUCGUCCCUUCCGACUACAACUCGUAGUAGUAUAUCCGAAAAGGACGAAAUAUUACCAUAUCAGGAUUCAUGUUUUUCAUCAUUAGCAGCUAAUAUCAUAACCGAUCAUGCUCCUUCGAUAAUGGGUGAACCAAAUUCGCUCGCCAUGCUAGAGAAAAAAGCGCAAGAAGUGCUCAAUUCCGCCUCGCAAGGUAUUCUAUCAAAUAAUUUGCUAGAUGAACUCGCAUUUGCCAACGAUAAGUCCUCACCAAACGGCCGGAAUGAUGCAGCUUUGUUUAAACACCGUUGUCGAUAUUGUGGUAAAAUAUUUGGUUCCGAUUCGUCACUGCAAAUUCAUAUCCGAUCCCAUACUGGGGAACGACCGUAUAAGUGCAAUGUUUGUGGAAGCCGCUUCACUACGAAAGGAAACCUUAAGGUUCAUUUUCAACGGCAUUCUGACAAGUACCCUCACAUACCAAUGAACCCGAACCCAGUUCCGGAACAUUUAGAUAAAUAUUUCCCGCCACUGAUUCCACAAGAAGCGCUAAAAGAACAACAACAACAGCAACAACAACAGCAGCAGCAACAACAACAAUCUCAACCUCCUUCAUCUUCGAUUCCUCCAUCUGGCCCUGCAACGCAAUUUCCGAGCUUAGAGCCACGAGGGUUUCCACAUAGAGCCUUUUUUCCUGAUUUCUACUUACCUCGUCCACCGUUAGAUAUGUUUAGUAAUGCUUUAAACGAACCACCACGAAACCCUGUAGAUCUUUCGCAGGUGAAAAAACCAGAGCCUCCUAGAGAACCCUCACCAGAUACGAGGCCGGAAGUUGUCCUAAAUGAAUCUCCACAAAUAAAACAAGAACCAAUGGAAGAAUCACUGGAUCUUUCAGAAAAAUCAUCAAAGACUGCUCAGAGAGAAGUAGACAAGGAGGAAGCAGAACAAGAUAAAGAAGAAAAUACGAAUCUUAAUAACAGUACCAGUGAAAAAGAAUUCCCAUUGAAGUUAAAGAAUAAUUCAGUUGAGAACUUGGCAACCGUUCCCUCUGUAUCUCCUCCGUCGAGUUCUUCAUCGGGAUCACUUUAUCAAGACACAGUGCUGGAUCCAUCUUUUUAUUCUGCUCAUCUGCCUCGUCCAGAUAGUAAUGAUAGCUCAUGGGAAAAUUUCAUUGAAAUAUCUUCUGAAACUUCUAAGCUACAAGAGCUGGUCGACAAUAUAGAUAGUAAAACUUCUGAACCUAACCAAUGUUUAGUAUGUAAAAAGGUAUUAUCCUGCCGAAGUGCACUUCAGAUGCAUUAUCGAGUUCAUACCGGCGAACGACCUUUUCGAUGUAAAAUUUGUGGUAGAUCGUUUACUACAAAAGGAAACCUGAAAACACACAUGAGUGUUCAUAGAAUUAAACCACCAAUGCGAACGCUUCAUCAGUGUCCCGUAUGCCAUCAGAAAUUUUCUAACAUCUUUGUUCUUCAGCAACAUAUUCGAUUACAUACAGGAGAGAUGACCGAUCUGACACCAGAUCAGAUCAAAGCUGCGGAAAUCAAAGAGUUUGAAGGUCCUGAUAUGAGACUGAAUCCCUUUGGAGUUAGACUAAAUGACUAUCCUGCAAGCAACCAGAACAAGCGUGGAUUAGAUCACUCAGACGAAGAGAAUGAUCAUGAUGGUCAUGAAGAAAAAUUACACAAAGUACCAGUUAAUGAGAAACUUAAAGUAAAAGCAGGUCUUACUUCACCAGCUAUCGAGAACCAAGUUGAAGAUCUUCGCGCAAUGAAUCUCCAGCGGUUGUCAGUGCGAUCGUUGCCGAACGACGAUUUUUCGCGAGACUCUGCUUCAGCUAGUCCAAAUUCGUCGGAAGCGAAACGUUUGAGGUCAUCCAGUCCGAUUGGUUCCGUGUCGUCUAUGGUAUCAAUAAGAUCUCCACUGUCCACACCACCUAGCUCGGGAGGAGAACAAAUUGGAGCAGGAGCGGCAGGGCGAGCAGCAGCAGCUGCAGCGGCUGUUGCGGCAUUUCCAUACGGGCCACCAUUCCUAGGGAUGCCUCAGUUUCCACCAUUCAUCAAUCGGCCACCUUUCUUGGGCAAUGUUCCAAUUGUACCACCCGGUGCCAAUAUGCCACCAUUUGGACUGUUCGGCGUACGUGGAAACACAACAACUUGUAAUAUUUGCUUUAAAACUUUCGCAUGUAAUUCCGCGCUCGAAAUUCAUUAUCGAAGCCAUACGAAGGAGCGCCCAUUCAAAUGCACAAUCUGCGAUCGAGGAUUCUCUACGAAGGGAAAUAUGAAACAGCACAUGCUCACACACAAGAUCCGUGAUAUGUUUGGCAGUUCGGGUGGCAAUUCAGGAGAUGAGUCACGCACACAAACACCGCCGCAGGAUUCGAAUAAUUGUGGGAGCAACUCCGCCGGAGAAGGAUUACCUGUUGCGGCCAGCAGUCGGUUUCCACAAUCUUAUUCACCAGGGCCUGUUGAGGUAGGUGCAGAUUAUUCCUCCGGAAGACGAAAACGGGAACGCUCCCAAUCCGGUAGUUACGAAUGCGCCUCGCCAGCUACUCUGAAACAGGAGAAGGAGAAUUCCAUUGAUGAGCAUGGUUCUAACAGCUUGCACUCCAAUGGAUCGGAAAAUACCUCCAAUAACAACUACCAGGAAUUUAUGAAUAAAGAUGUGGACAUCAAAAAUUGGUGCCAAACAUUGAAAGAGAUGCCAGAAAACAUUGCUGCGAGUUGA